Molecule: messenger RNA, 1082 nt
Organism: Lycium ferocissimum
Lineage: Eukaryota; Viridiplantae; Streptophyta; Magnoliopsida; Solanales; Solanaceae
Product: cold-responsive protein kinase 1-like
Exons: 2
Coding region: 14-361 (115 amino acids)
Source: RefSeq, a predicted model, not a curated record
GAGGAGCAAUGACAUGCAAAUCGAGACUGAAUAUCUCCUUGAACAGGCGUGGAAACUUCAUGAAACUGGCAUACCUGUAAAACUGGUGGAUGAGACAUUAGACCCGAAUGAAUACAACGAACAAGAAGUGAAGAAAAUCAUAGAGAUUGCAUUAAUUUGUACGCAAUCACCUCCGAAUCUCAGGCCAAGCAUGUCCGAAGUUGUUGUCAUGCUACUAAGUGAUCAUAGCACACACAGAAGAACUCCUAGCAGGCCUGCUUUCGUUAGCAUGGAUAAGAUUACAAUGGUGGACUCGUCCAUGACUACCGGAUCAUCAGCUUCUAAUGCAACCAACACUUUUACUGAUAUCACGGGCCGCUAGCUACAUAAGAGUUUACUGUAGAUCUGAAAAUUAUGUUGGCACCGCAGCAUCCAAUUUCUUCCCUUCUUUUUCUUUUGUCUUCUUUUUUUGUUUUUCUUGGUUGUAAUAUAUACGAUAUUAAAAAACUUAUCCUUCUUCAUGUACAACAUGCAAUCUUAUAAAACUUUUGAGUACACUAAUACUCAAAUUCCAGCCAUAUGACAAUCUUCCACAUGACAACAAAUAAUAACGCAGUAUGGUGACUCUGUGCUGGUCUGGAGCAGGCACCUUCAUGUUUAUCAGUUGGAAGAAAAAUGAUUCACUCUUCAUGUAUAGAUUGGAAAAGCAUCCGAAGUGAAGCAGAAAGACUAAGCUGAAAGUUAAGCCGAGAAUACUCGCCAUUUUUAAUCCUUCAUCUUGAAAUAUAUAGUCUAUAUUUGAUUUACUCCUUUAUUAUUUUGAAGAAUUUUGGUAUUUCCUUAAGUUAUUGUGGCUAUUAGAGGAGAACAAAAAAGAGCUAUUUGUUGAAAACAUAAAAAGUGUAUCAUCUCUAACAAUUUAAGUUUUUACAUGAGAUGAUCACACAAAUUAAAUGUAAUAUUAGAGCAAGAGAGAUCUGCCAUCCAUCAUCAAAAAAAAUUUCAUAUGUUGGCUUAACGUAAAGGGUGCGUAUUGUAGACAGAAUUAAGUAAAUAAACUGCUCUCUAACAUCUUUUCGAUGAGAUGGUCACACUUCAAUUAC